UUAAAUCUUUUCUUUUCUUGCAAAAGAAAACUUUUCUUUUCCUUACAUCGAUUUCCUCUCACUUCUUGUCUUAACCAAACAAACCACUAGAAAAUCUGCGGCGGCAAGAGAUGCACUAGAAAGCGGUAUCACAAAACAACCGACUUCGGCCAUCCGGCCACCACCACCUCAAUCCUCAGCACGUUCUCAAUUUCAUAUCCGGUUAAUCAAUUUACCAGCAUAACAAUGGUGAAAGCAUACAAACAAGAACACGUUUACAAGCAUCCAUGGGAACGAGUAACCUCGGCUUCUUGGCGAAAAUUCACCGAUCCAGAAAACAAACGCGUUCUCUCACACAUUCUAGAUGUAAACACAUUGAGCACAAACCUCGAUUCAUCCUCCGGGAAGCUUUACGCGACGCGCGCGAUAACCGUCCGUUGUCCGUGGCUAGUCCGGAGAAUUAUCGGCGAAGAUAUCUGCCACUGUGUUGAAUCGACUGUGGUGGAUGCGAAAUCGCGAUCGAUGAUGCUUAGUUAUAGGAAUAUUAGUAUGGAGAAGUUUAUUGAAGUGGAGGAGAAUACUCGGUAUGAUCCGCAUCCGGAGAAUCCGAAUGAAUGGACUGUUUGUAAGCAGGAGACGCGGAUUCGGAUUAAGCCGUUGUCGGCUUUGGCUUCUAUGGCGGAGAAAGUUGAGCAGAGGUGUGCUGAUAGGUUUCUUCAGAAUAGUGCUAAGAGUAGGGAUGUUAUGGAGAGGAUUUGCAAGUAUCUUGAGGCUGAGUCUAGCUCUUUUUCUGUGUGAUUCUAAAGCAUUUGUUGUAGAGUGGAAAUGUGAUUAUUUGUAAUGGCUUAUCUGGUAUUCUAUUGAAGAGAACAAGUCCAAUAUAGAUUAAAGAUAGGAGCUGAUUUGAAUUUUUAAAGAAUGAUGUUUUUCAUUUUAAAAGUGUAAGAAUAAGUGAAGUUUGAUAUGAAAGUUAUUAUGUUCUUAA
Messenger RNA from Vicia villosa (hairy vetch), 964 nucleotides. RefSeq lists its product as uncharacterized. Lineage: Eukaryota; Viridiplantae; Streptophyta; Magnoliopsida; Fabales; Fabaceae. Bases 226 to 777 code for a protein of 183 amino acids. The transcript has 2 exons. The record is from RefSeq and is a predicted model, not a curated record. Gene Ontology annotation, cellular component: mitochondrial intermembrane space. Gene Ontology annotation, molecular function: phosphatidic acid transfer activity. Gene Ontology annotation, biological process: phospholipid transport.